CGUCCGCGUUCGCGGCAGCAUCAGGUUUUCUUCCUACUUGGCAGGCAAAGCUGUGCGUUUAUCCAUUAGUUGACGGUUGUUUUUAUUAAUCAUCGAUUUUUUAGCAUUUCAAAUACAAUUGGAAGGAAUAAUCAGCCAAGUUAUGGAUCUGUGACAAAAGAUUUAACUCGUAAAGUUGCAUUUUUCAGCGAAUCCAUCUCAGAACUAUAAACAAGAAGCCUUAAAAAAAGAUGAUCACGUCCUGAACUUUGGAAAAACUUUGUACGAAGAACCAGAAUAAAAGUUUGGAUCAGUUGCGCGAACCAAUUAAAACUAUAACAAUAUCAUCGUGCCAACGAGUGACAUGAAUUAAUCGCCGUUGAAUAAUACGCCGAUAUAAAUGUCCUACUACAUCAUCCCCCGAACGAUAUAGUAAUUGGAUAAAAAUUAAUCGAACGAUAUGUCGAACGCGAGCGAGACAACGACGACGACGAAACCGACGACCAUCGUGAUGCCCGUCAUCAUUCAAGUACCCGCGGAACAACAACAAUCGGGUCAGCAGCAGCAGCAGCCGGCGGUGCAGAUCAAUCAGCGGAUGCUGCGCUCGCCCAGCCACGAGAGCGUCACUACGGACCUGUCGCUGUUCAGCUGCUCGUCCGUGGCCGGCAGCGAUCGAGGAGGAGGAGGAGGAAACAAAACGGUCGGCUCGUUCAAGUCCUACAGCGACAUGCACCUGUCGGAUCGCGGCCCGUCGCCCAAUCCCGACUCGAGAUUGCGCGUCUUUAGCAAUAGGCCAGCCGACAUCCUCGAGAAUCUGUGGUUCGAGGAGGAGACCGACCUGAUCCGCAGCUUCGGCGCCCUGUCCACGGCCCUGGGCCUGCAGAAGAGCUUCAGCACCUCGGACCUGACUCAGCUGGCCGCGAGUCCGCGCGACACCCUGCUCUCCUGUCGCAACGGGUGCAGCCAGUUGCGCUCGACCGUGUCCUCGUACGAUCUCGAUCUGUCCUCGUGCCGGGGCCGUAUGCUCCUGGAGCAGGUGCGCUUCGAUCGGGCCUCGCGCUCCUGCAGCACUUGGGUCGCCGUGGGCGACGUCGUCUCCAAUUCUCAGCUGCCCUCGCCCUACGGCGGCGCCUCGUGCGCUCUGCCCUCGAUCAAUAAUAACGCCAAUGCCGAUCGAGUCGAGCAACGGCAACGGCAUCGUGAGCCGUCGGCGAUGCCGUUCACCGCCGCGGAUCUCAUCAGAUCGGUCAACAAGAAGAUCCGACAGAACUACAUCAAGAGAAGGCUGUUGACGACCUACCGCGCCCUGGAGCGGCUCUCCCAGAGCGAGUUCAACCUCGACAAGCUCGAGGUGACGGUGCCGGCCUCGGCCUCGGGCUGCACUCGUAAACGACCCGAGAGCAUGGACUGCGGCCGCAAAGCGUCCGGCGCAGCCUCGGCCCUCGGCCUACCGCCGAAGAUCGGCAGCAACGUGGCGCUUCCGGGGUUGGGAGGAGGCCGCGAGCACGAGCAAGCCCUCACCGUCAAGGACAUCGAGCGCGAGCGAGGCCGACAGCUGUCCAAGUACGAGAGGAACAUGCUGAUCUUCAACUGGCUUCAUACGCUCGACGACGGCAGCGGCGGAGGUAACAACGACAUGGGCGAAACCGCGGCGGUCGUCUCGACGGUCGCCUCCUGCGUCCAGGCCAAUGCCAAUAUCGCUACGGCUACUACGGCCCAUUAAAUAUCAGCUAAACUUUGAACUGGACGAAAUAUUUCAACUGCUUUCAUCGAUCGCCGAACAACGCUUAUAUAUUUUCGUAAUUGCCAAUUUUGUGCAGGGCUCUGUGUGUGUGUGUGUGUGGGUGUACUUCGCCCGUCGAGAGGAGAUUACAAAUUUACAAUUUACCCCUGCGAUGAUCAAUAAUUUUUAGCUGCAUGCGUUAAAUUGCGAGAGCUCAAAGCUCCACGCGUAAUGUAAAUAUUUACAUAAUAAUACGACGUUUGUAUAUAUAAUAUACCGAUAGGUCCGUGCCUUUUUGAAUUAUUUUAGAAUCUAUUCGAGUUGCAACGAUAUGCGAGAGGAAAAUCGUAAAUCGUUGACUUUUUCGCAUAUUAUUUGUUAACACACACACUUACGGAUACGAUUGAAACUAACCUCAUGUUGUUCAAAGCGGACGUGCCAUGAAUGUGAAUAAGAAAAUAUAUUUAAUCGGCUCGUGGUUUUCCGCGUGAUUCCGAAUCAUGUUAAUUACGAUUUUUUUCUCAGUUAUGGAAUUUCUAUUUGAUACUUUUUACCGAGAAACUUUUUUCACUUAAAAUUUUGAUUUUACUUUUUGACGUAAGGUGGUUUGACGUUGCGGUAAAUUUACAGGUUACUUUUCGAAUGUUGAAAUAAUUUAGUCAACGAAAUACUCAUUUCGAUAUAUUAUUUUUUAUUAUCAAUAAGAGACAUAUUUAAUUAAGAUUUUCUAAAGAACGAUAAUUUAUUUUUUAACAUAAAAUGCAUCUAUAAGGAUCCCUGAAUUUUGAAAUUUUAGAAAAAUAAUUUAGGAUAGGUUGCGAAUAAUAAAGUCAGUAGACGUUACGAUGAAAGAAAUAUGACUUAUGUGGAGUAAUAAAGUACAAGUUCUAUUGUUAGAAACGAGACAAGGCUCGAAAAAUCUAUGUGUAGCUAUUUUAACAAUUGCAUCGAUGAAUUUACGCGAUGAGUGUAGCGAGCCAAAGAUUAAUGAAUUUAUCAAUUACAGUAUUAUUUGUUCAACGUUUUUGCUUGAAUUAAAUAUAGACGUAAAACUGCUACCAAAGAGCGCACAUAUUCCUCGACGAUAUUAAUAUACAAAUAAUUAAAAUGAAUGUACAUGUUAGUGGGGUAAAGUUAGCGAUGGAACCGAAUGCAUUUGCAAAAGUCUUAUUAAUAAAUGUUGUUAAAGUCAUUGUUCACUUUAUUUAGAAAUACUUUUUAGCUGGUAGAUAAGUAAAUUUAUAGUGCUCAAAUUUGAACUGAAUUCUUUACGCAAUACUUUACAUACGUUGAAAAGUUUUAAUAAAAAAAAAACCGUCACGCCUAUCAAAUAGGUAGAACAAUACGAAAAAACUUUUUCAAACAUUGAUUAAAAAAAAUUAUCCUUUCCAAAAAAAAAGAAGGAAAAAAAUUAAUUUUUGUAUGUUGAAUAUAAAAUAAAAUGUUUUAAUUGUUGAAUACGCCCGUUUUAUAAUUGGGAAGUUGUAAGAUACUGUAAACAAUAUUACAAUAAUGUUAAUUAUGCUAUACAUACACAAUAAAUAAUAUUAUAUAUAUUUACAUAGAAUUUACAGCUUUCCAAGAAAUUCGAAGCCACAGAUGAGUAUUUUGAAUGCGCAAAUUGUUAAUUAGUGUUUGGCAUUAUGUAUAUCGAUUUAUGUAUGCCAAUUUUACGUAAAUAUUGUAUAAUCCCAACAUAUCGAUGCCAAAUACGAAAUUAUUAUUGCUUUUUUUCUAUCACUAUAUUUAUGGAGUACUGUUAACAAUGCUAUGAAUAAAGAAUAUAUACUUUGUGAACAAAAAAACUCAAAAUGAAAAUAAAAAUG
Messenger RNA from Trichogramma pretiosum, 3528 nucleotides. RefSeq lists its product as uncharacterized. Lineage: Eukaryota; Metazoa; Arthropoda; Insecta; Hymenoptera; Trichogrammatidae. The coding region runs from base 440 to 1702 and encodes 420 amino acids. The record is from RefSeq and is a predicted model, not a curated record. The transcript is spliced from 4 exons.